AUGGGGGUAGAAUCGAUUGAGAUCGGUGAUGCUGAGGAUGGCUUCAAGGCACACUUGCACGACAAUCCAAGCACGCUGAACCUAGUCAAUAGUAUAUAUCUUGAAGAUAUUUCCUUCUCUGACGUGGACACCGACCUAGAGAGUAUAGGCUGGAGAGCUGGGAUCAGGGAGUGGCUUGUUUUGAGCUGUAUUUCCCUUGUCGCUAUGAUGGAUGCGUUUGACACGACGAUGAUGAUACCCGUCGUACCAGACCUCUCCUCCGUUUUUGAACAACCGCUUCGAAGUGCCCUCUGGAUAGAUGCGUCCUACCUAGUAGCGAAUGCAGCCAGCCAGCCCCUUUUUGCGAUGCUAUCCGAGGUCUUUGGACAGGGACCGAUUCUCAUCAUCUCUGUCGUGAUUGCCACAAUUGGAACGGGUGUAUGUAGCGGUUCGAUGGACAUGUUUACUCUAGUCGCAGGACGACUGGUUCAGGGUAUUGGUAGUGGCGGCGCUAUGGCUGUUUCGAUACUUGUGAUGGCCGACCUUGUCCCAUAUCCGCACCGGAUCCGGUUUUGCGAUUAUAUUUGUCGUGCAUGGGCACUGGGAGCGAUCUUUGGGCCAAUCCUGGGAGGCCUUUUUGGCGAAUACGUAAAUUGGACAUGGAUUUUCUACUCCAGUUUCGUCUUUUGCGCAUUGAGCCUCUUGGUGAUUCCAUUUGCGAUCGAUCUGAAGGGGUGCAAUAAGAUUUCUUGGCGUGCGAUGGGAGAAAUGGACUGGCUGGGUGCUACUUUCAUGCUCUUGGGGAUUAGCUGCCUUCUAGUAGGCCUCAGCUGGGUAGGCCGGCCGUCACCGUCUGGAUGGGGCGACUGGCGCAUCCUAGCUUUCAGCUGUGUUGGCGGAUUUGCAAUGCUUGGCCUCGUCCUUUACGAAAACAUAUGGGCCACUCAACCGAUGUUCAACCUGGCUAUUUUCAACUCGAUUCCUACGAUAAUGGUGUACAUUGGCGGCUUACUUCACGGGCUUCUGCUACUCUGCCACCUCCAAAACCUCCCGAUGUAUCUGAUUCUCGUCAAAUACCUCUCUCCAGCCCUCGCGGGACUAGGGAUUGUCGUCAUCACCGCCCCGGUUCUCCCGGCACUUUUACUCACUGCGAAGAUGGGCAUUGCUAGGAACGCGUCUCUCUCGCGCUGGGUCGUUCGCGCCGGCUGGGCCCUCAAUCUCCUCGCAUCGAGCUGCUUCAUCCUCCUUGACGCCGAGACCCCGUCUCCGGGAUGGGUCUUUAUCUUCUUCGUUACGGGGGCCAGCCAUGCCCUUCUCAUUUCGGGAUACAACACAUGCACGCACAGGGAGGCGGUUGUCAAUCAUAAACCGGGACAAGGAAGGCAAGGACUCUGCCAACACCAACACCAACACCAACACCAACGCCAUCACCACCAUCAGCCAUACACGGCGCGAAGAGGGAGAGCAAGCAGUCCCGCGUUCGCCGUCCUGAUGUACUCGAUUCUCCGCACGUGGGGGAUGUGCAUUGCAGUGCCGGUGAGCGGGACCAUCGUUUUGACACAGAUGGCCCAGGAAGUUGAAGGGAAUUCCGGAGCUUUUUCGGGAUCGUUGCUCCGACUAGGGGAAGUUAUGUUGUCGAGGGAUGACCGGGAUGAAUUGAGUGUGGCUUUUUUGAAUAGUUUCCGGGUGGUGUGGAGAUUUUUUAUGGCGGUGUCUGUGUUGGGAGGAAUGUCUUCGUUGCUGAUUCGGUAG
Molecule: messenger RNA, 1731 nt
Organism: Aspergillus ochraceoroseus IBT 24754
Lineage: Eukaryota; Fungi; Ascomycota; Eurotiomycetes; Eurotiales; Aspergillaceae
Exons: 3
Coding region: 1-1731 (576 amino acids)
Biological process (GO): transmembrane transport
Molecular function (GO): transmembrane transporter activity
Source: RefSeq, a predicted model, not a curated record